UAUAUUCUUUGGUCGAUGACUGAAGUGAAUUCGAACACGGUCUUCGUUUAGGUUAGAAGUUACUGUUUUGAUAAAUUUUUCUUUCGAGACAAUAAGAAAAAUGACUUCGUGUUUACGAGAUAUCCAGUUUCCGUCGUGUGUGUGGUUUGAAGGUAGCGAAAAAAGAAAUGCCGUAGUCUCUAUGCUUGCAGGAGCUCUGUUUUUUAUGGGAUGGUGGUUCAUAAUUGAUGCACAUGCUAAAUACCCUAGCGAGAUGUCGAGUGCAUAUCAUGUAUGUGGAGUUUUUGGGACUAUUUCGUUGUUUAUGGUGAAUUCGGUAACGAAUGCUCAAAUCAGAGGGGAUGCAUACAAUGGUGGAUGUUUAGGGCCAAGAGGUGCCCGGGGUUGGCUGUUUGUUGGUUUUGUAAUGGGAUUUGCUGCCAUAAUCGCUGCUUGUUGGAUUUUAUUUGCUAACUUUGUUACGACAGACGUUCCACAUCAUUGGCCUGGGGUUGGUCUCUUUCUGCAAAAUGUAUUUAUAUUCUUAGGAUCAUUGACAUUUAAAUUUGGUCGAUCAGAAGAUAUUUGGGGCUAAUAAUUAUACCCACUACUUACUCAUCGCAUUCACUGAAAAAGUGGAGUGUGAUAAUUGAUCUAUGAUUAUAAAGUAUUAGGUGUCUGUUUAUAAUUUUAGUAUCACUUCAAUUUUAUCUGUAUAAAGUAAAUUUGUAAAAAAAAGUGUAAUCAUAAUUCAAUCUUAUUUAAAUAUAAUAAAUCAUUUACAACUUACAAAAA
Molecule: messenger RNA, 774 nt
Organism: Orussus abietinus
Lineage: Eukaryota; Metazoa; Arthropoda; Insecta; Hymenoptera; Orussidae
Product: transmembrane protein 50B
Exons: 4
Coding region: 101-574 (157 amino acids)
Biological process (GO): late endosome to vacuole transport via multivesicular body sorting pathway; protein targeting to vacuole
Source: RefSeq, a predicted model, not a curated record